Paecilomyces variotii is the source of this 522-nucleotide messenger RNA. RefSeq lists its product as hypothetical. Bases 1 to 522 code for a protein of 173 amino acids. The record is from RefSeq and is a predicted model, not a curated record. Lineage: Eukaryota; Fungi; Ascomycota; Eurotiomycetes; Eurotiales; Thermoascaceae. The transcript is spliced from 3 exons.
AUGCGUUUGACAACAGCAGGGACGAAUUUGAGUACGACGUUCAGACAUAGGAUUCCAUUUGAGAUUCCCCAAUUGAAAAUUCGUGGGAAAUUAAUGGGACUAGCUUCCGUGGUUCGGUUUGAUACAACCGCUCACUCUGUCAGUGUCCCAUUGGCAAUGCUCUCGCUGAUAAAGAAACCCGGCCGCAUCGGGUUGGCUCGAUACGAAGUACCACACGCUAUUUUCCAGGCUGUCAUGGCAUAUUCUGAAGAUGCCUCGCUUGAUCAAUAUGAUGGCUUCGUCAUAUGUCUUGAUGACAUGGAUAUGUAUCUUUCUAGAGUCAAGGUAUCCUCAGCGUACUUGCGGAGUUUAUACCGACGCCAAGCAGUUACGGAAGACUUGCCGUUCUAUAGGUCUAAGAAGUUCAAUAUUUUGGACCCCGAUGGCCGAAGGGGGUUACUGAAGCUUCUAAUGGGUCUUUACCGAUACUUGGAAGAAAGCCCGCAAUCUAGGAUCAAACAGAAUCAUAUUGGAUAUUCUUAA